GAUCUCAAUUCCAUCCUCGCAGCGCAGCUUUCUUUUCAACGUGCUUUUCUUUCGAUGAGUUAGGCUUCACUUCCUACAUUCAUGCGCCGUUUGACUCUACAGGGAGCUCGGUGGCAUCAACAUGGAUUUUACACCCGUUGCAUCAACCAAGCCUCCCCUGCGAUCUCAGCGGUCCGCCGUUCAUUCUCCUUCACGCCUCGACUGGAGAAGGGAGGCAGAAAACAGGAGGUAACCAUCCGACAUUUUGAACAGUCGACUCCCGCCAGCAAAGAUCGGACGGAAGUAGAUUUCGACUCGGAAAAUCAAGCGGAGCAAGAAUUGCUGAAAGCGAAGAUCGCCGAACUUGAGCGGGAGCUUGCGGAGCUAAGAGAAGGCCCCUUUGGACCGAAUAGUCCUUUUAUGAAAGAGCUCUCUGAGGAGGACAGACAAAAGGCAUUAGAGGCACUUCGCAAGUAUAAGGCGGAACAUAAAGAGGAGGAUGUCGAAAGCGAAGAAGAGGAACGACUCGAUGCCGAGUUUGACAAAGCUAUGGAGCGGCAAUUUCAGGGCUUGAUUAAUGAAGAGAAAAGGCUAUGGGAUCCGACAAAGGGCCCCGAGGAACCUUCUCCAACCCCAAGAGAGUCAUUCGAAGUUGAAAUUACAGUUCCUGAUACCCAGCAAGCCGCUGUUGCUCGAUUCAACAAAACUUUGAAGGUCCUCCGCAAUAAUCCAACCUUUGCCCAGAGACAAGACGCGUGGAGGUCAUACAGACGUUGUAAAGAAGGGCUACCUUUUUUCCUUGAUAUUAUUCCGGAGGAGGGUUUGGAGUUGCUUUGGCAAUCCCAGGUACCAUCGUCCCCUGUUGAACAUUCUCGUCUGCUUCACUGGGAGAAGCUAGCCGAAGACAUUCUCGCAAGCGGCAGGGAUUUAACGACAACCCAGUGGCUAAAAUAUCUUGAGCUUUUAUGGCAUAGUGGGAAAUCUGAGAAAGCGAUUCCCCACUGGGAAGGGCGUGCACAAGAUCUAAAACAUUACAGCCCAGAAGAGGUUGACAGCUACCUAAAAUUGGGAGUACAGCUCCAUGUCGCGGUACAUCAGCCCCAGACGGCCCAAGAUAUCGCAAUGGCCUUCCUUUCCGCAAAUGCAUCCCGUGAUCCCCGUAUACUGAUACCUGUUAUUGCUUCGUGGGCGGAGCAGGCCACCCCAAAAGCUAAAGAGCUGGCUUGGACUCUAUACCUUCAGGUCAAGACUAUGCUGGGACCCAAUAUAAAUAUGCAAGAUUACGACUCCAUUAGCACCGGUCUGUUGAAUGCCGGCCAGACGGAGUUGGCCCUUGCGGUUUUUAAGGACAUGAUGCUUACAGGACAACAGUCACCCUCGGAUUCUGUAGCUCUCUUUAAGACGAGUCUUGGCCUCUAUGACAAUCUUCAUUCCUCUAGCAUCAAUGCGGCCGAUGUCAACAAAGCUUCGCUUGCGGCUCUGACUAUACUGCCGCGCAAAUUUCACAACAAAUUUUUCUUUGCCAGUUGGAUGAAAAAGCUGAUAGGAAUGGGCGAAGUUGAUGCUGCCGCCUCUGUAGUGGAGUUGAUGUAUGAGCGAGGUAUUAAGCCGGAUGCGAAGCACUUGAAUGGCAUAAUAGGGGGGUGGCUCCGUGAAGGAAGCCCAACUGCGAAGGAAAAGGCAGAAAGACUUGCAUGGGCAAUGGUUCAAGAGCGCAUCGAGCGAGUGUGGCACGAUAUGCCAGAGAAGCCAUCUGUUUACGACACGUCAAAUGAUGUGGUUAUUCCAAGACACAUGCAACGAACAGUUCCCGCUGCAAGCAUAGAAACUUUUUCUAUCUUGCUGCUAUACUAUACUCGGCGGGAUCAAGAAAAUAUGGCGAACUACCUGAUUGACUGCCUCGACACUGCGCAAAUCAAACCGAAUGCCUUCUUCAUGAACCAUCUUCUGUAUAUGGAGCUUCGAAAGCAAAAUAUUCUCGGUGUAUGGACAAAAUACAAAGAUAUGACGGCUAUCAUUAAGCCUGACUUGGAAACAUUUGCUUGUCUCUACGAUUGCGGAAAGAUUCAGUACGAUCGCACCCGUUAUCUUUUCGACGCGAAAUUCCCACCUAUCCGCUCUCUAUACAAGGAAACUAUGCAAUGGUUCAGGAGCCUCACUCCACACCAGCAAAAGACCACAAAAGAGGAGUUCUCGAAAGCGCUAUAUGAUCAGAUUACGCGAUGCUUCUGUUUAUCCCUUGACCCGCAAGGGGCCCUGGUGGCUAUUCGAUCCAUGAAACAAAUUUUUGGCUUCUUCCCGGACGUCGAUACAACCCGCAUCCUUACGUUCCUUCUCGUGCGCCUGGCACCUACUCCUCCGGGCAUUCCUAAACCCCGCCGCAGGCGUAUUGCAUCAACACCUCGUUCGAAGGAGAACUUCGAGAAUAUUUCGAAUCUUUUAGCUGCAAUGAAAGAUUGGAAGGUGGCGCAGCUAUCUCGACAGGGAAUCAACCCCGAUGAGUUAGACGAGGAAGAGCAGAAGGCGUUCCAAGUUGACUUGAUGUGCGAUCUGUUACGCCUGGUCAUGCGUCGAAUACAGGGAGACUCUGGAAAGGUGGAAAAGAGUAUUCGUGCAGCAGCAGAUGAGAUGGCGGUGGGGGAGCUCGAUCUAGGUGUGGAUCCGGACCUAGAGCUGUGA
Molecule: messenger RNA, 2658 nt
Organism: Coccidioides posadasii C735 delta SOWgp
Lineage: Eukaryota; Fungi; Ascomycota; Eurotiomycetes; Onygenales; Onygenaceae
Molecular function (GO): protein binding
Source: RefSeq, a predicted model, not a curated record